Messenger RNA from Cryptococcus amylolentus CBS 6039, 264 nucleotides. RefSeq lists its product as hypothetical. Bases 1 to 264 code for a protein of 87 amino acids. NCBI's taxonomy places the organism in Eukaryota, Fungi, Basidiomycota, Tremellomycetes, Tremellales, Cryptococcaceae. The record is from RefSeq and is a predicted model, not a curated record. The transcript has a single exon.
AUGUUCUCUAUGAACCCCCCCAACUUUUCCGCCCUCCACCCCGUCCACACUCUCAUCCUCGACGAGCUCAUUUCCUCCGCCCCUUACUCUGCUCUUCGUCUCUGCUCGCCACACCACAAAGGCACCAUUCCCGAGCUUUAUCGGGACACCUCCUCAUCGCCUGCUGUCUUCAGAGGUCUGCUGCUGCAAGUGGAGUAUGAGAGACCAGAGGAGGCCUUUGAGAAUACGGAGACUAUACGCAUCAACUUUAAGGCUGUCGACUGA